AUUCAUUUAUUGACAAAGAGAAAGUUGAAUCCAGAAAACAGUGAACAGUGAAAGUCAGAUGGGAAAUGGUCACAUCAGAUAACAAUCUAUAAAUAUGAGUCUAAGAUAGAUGAAAAAAGUGGAUGUAGCUUUAUACAGUGUACAUAAAUCUAGAUAUAUAUAAUUAAAAUACAAACUUGCACUGUUCUGGAAAAACAAUUUUUCAAUGGUAUGGUAUUUAGAAAAAUAGGCAACCACUGAAUGAAUCUGCUUCAUGACUCUCUUUAUUUCAAAUGUUGGUGAAGAAAACAUGAUAACGCAGCCACCAACACAAAAUGAAUUCAAGAUCUGGUUCAGAUGGUCAUGAUAGCUUUACAAAAUCAUUACUAGCAAAUGGCAUUGCAUCUUCAUCAUCGCCAAACAUAUCUCACCAUUACAAUAAUGGGCAGAUGAAACAGAAAUCAAAUGUGCGUGUUGCCUCCGCCAAAUACCAUGACAUAGCUGCCACCAUUUUGAGAGGAUCGAGAGAUGUUGAGGAGGUGUUCUUGAACACAGCUAAAAAUGGUGAUCUGAAUAAACUUGAACAGUUGUUAAGUCAAAGUGGCAGCAUUGGCUUGGACAUCGACUGUAAGGAUAAAAGAACAGGAAAUACAGCACUUAUAUGGGCUGCCAAGCGUGGACAUGUCAAGGCUGUGGAGGCUUUGUUGAAACAUGGAGCUGAAGUUACUUUGUGUAAUCAUGAGGCCCAGACGGCUCUGGAAACAGCCCACUCAUCAGUCAGAACUAUCUUAUUGGACUGGGUUGAAACACAGACACAGAUUAAUGAAAGAUUGCUAUUACAGGCAGCAUGGCAAGGAAACCUUUCUGUAGUUAGAAAAAUUUUGACCAAUGAAAAACGUCAUCCAGAUGUCAACUGUCAAAGUGCCGAGGGCUUAACGCCAUUAAUGCUAGUGACAAGAGAUGUUCAGCUGUUUGAAAGACUUAGUGCUCAGCUCAACAGAUACUACAGCCCAGUACAAGUAGCAGAAGAAUUAAUCAAAGCUAAAGCUGAUGUUUCAGCUACAGACAGUGAUGGCAGGUCAUGUCUUCAUUACAUCUCUACGUCAAAAGCUGCCUGUGCAGAGAAGCUGGUCUCUGUGUUGAUAUCUGGGGGCAUGGCUAUGGAAGUGAAGGAUAAAAAUUUCUUUACACCCAUCCACUUGGCCUCGCAGCUGGGUAUUACAAACAAUGUUGUUGCUCUGGCUGAAGGUGGGUCUGACGUCAACGUGAAAGGUUUUGCUGGAUCAACACCUCUUCAUCUCACUGCAUACAAUGACCAUCAGAAAACUGCAAGCACCUUGUUGUCAUUUGGAGCAGACGCCACACUAGAAGAUGACAGGGGACUCACACCCAUGGAUGUGGCCAAAUCUAAAAAGAUGAAAAUGUUGCUAAAAGAAGCUUGGACAGAAGGAGCUACUAAGGGGCAUCAUUCUCAGCUUACCUCUGAUGAACAGAACAAAGAGAUGAACAAAAAGAACAGUAUGGUGCAGAAGAGAAAACCUGAAGUGAUUUUCGAUGAUUUGGCUCGAAAUGCGCAGAACUCACCAGUAAUGAAACCAGGUUCAGCAAAAACUAGAGUAUUGUCCAAUGUUGAAAAAUGUAAACAAGCAGAGAAGAAAAUUCUCCAGGAAGUUGAAGCAUUGAAGGCGGCCCAUCCAGUGUUUACAAGGGAAACAACGAGGAUACUUGGAACAUCCAGGAGUAAAAUUUUACCUCAGAUUGGUCGAAGUACCAGCCCAGUUCUUGCCCUUCCUGCUCCUUCACCUGAUCAAGUUCAUGACCUCACUUUGGAAGAAACGCGUCAGCAGCUUCUAUCACGUGGAAGAUCUAUCUCAGACAUAAAACUAGGUUAUCGGCAGAGUGCCAUGUCUGGUUCUGUUAGUUCUGAUGACUUUGUUGGUCAGUUCCACAGAGGAUCUCCUCUUGGUAAUGAUUAUACACAACACAGAAGAUCUGAGUCUGAACCCUUUAGUCCAAGUUUUAAAAAUCUGACAGAAUCCUGCGAUUCAAUCUUGUCCAAUACUCCAGCCUCGUUGAAAAUGAAGUCUGUUACUUGCACUUCCCCAACUUCAAAUAAAAGUUUUUUCAUGACAGACAAGAAAUCAAAUCCAGAUGAUGAUGUGUUUUCUGUUACGGAGCCUCAUGUUGACUUCAUGCGCUGUAGAACAAUAUUCAAAGAGGAUUUCAUUUUGGAAGAGAGCAGGCCUAAAGAUUUGAUGUCUGGCAGUGAUCCUGCAUCCAGCCUCAGUAGCUUGUCUACCCCAUCACCUCGGGAUGCAUUCGCCAACCAGCACUUUUUUCCAAAAUCUUAUAAAUUGGAGACACUCGUAGAGCAGCAAGCCAGUAACCAGUUUCUUUCUUCUCCUUUGGAAAUAUGGAAUAAUCCUGAUCUCAGGGCCACCAGGCCUCAGAUACGUAACCCUCGCCAAAAAGUGAGGCAUCGUUCUGACAAUUCAUUGUCGUCUUCCUUGGAGUCUGAGAAUGAGUCUGACAAAAAGUCCAAAAGGUUAACUCCCAAUAUCUUUAAAAAAUCCUUCAGUGACACGUCAAGCUCAUCAGAUUCUGUCAACGUUCACAAAAGUCAGAGCUUAGAAUCUCUGUCCCCCAGGGCUCACUCUCAACCAGCUCAAAAGAAAAUUGUUUCUCUAUCUGAUGAAAGUAUAAACACUUCUUCAAAAAAAUCACAAUUGGCAGCGUCUAAGCGAAAGGACAUUCCUAAACUAAACCUUUCACAGAAUAACACUGUCAUCCCAGAAAUAAAAAAAUUCCAGAAGCAGCAAGAUAUUGUGAAACCUUUUAGUGGCAAAGCAAAAAUGUUAAUUUCUGCAGACAUCGACAACUGGGACAGUAAAUCUAUCAAGCUGUAUUCUGUUUCCACUAAGAAAGAAAAAAAUGUUUCCUCCAAUCUUAUGGCAGAGUCACCUGAGAGAAAUGCUGUUACUGUUUUUGACAGUUCUAAAAACCUUUUGGAAAAUUCAGAUUCUUCCACUACUCAUAAAAUAAAUGAGAAUUCUAAGCAGCCAUUGCAUAAUAGCCUGACUGUGCCAGAUUUUUCAAGCAGAGUAACCAACUCAUUUGUAGAGUCAUAUAAUGAUAAUAAUGAAGUAGAAAGGUCAUAUUUUGUUGUUACAAAAGAAGCAGAGUUAAUAUCUAAUACUUUGUACAAUAAAACUAAAAAGAAACAAGAAGCCAAGGUUAGCUCUGUUAAGAUAAAUGAACCACCAGUCACGCCCAGCGCUAGAAAAAAGUCUGCAGAUUUAGCAGCAAACAUUGAGAGAACAAUAAUGAGAAAUCAUAAAAACAAUCCACCUCUUACUUAUAGAAAUAUGACAGACAUGCUUAAGGACCAAGCAAAACCAGGCACUGAAGUAAAAAAAAGUGAAAGCCCAGUAAAAUCAAACUUGAACUCUCAGAAGCCUCAGUGCGGCAAUGUUAAAUCUAGUAAAAUAAAACAGUCAAGCCCAGCCAAAUCCAACUCAAGCAUUCCCCAGAGCAAUGGAAAGAAAAAUAACUCUGGCAAGACAACAUCACCAGAUAAAGAAGGACAAAAGGAUAAACCAAAAGAAAAUACCCAGAUCCUAGCUCAGAACACCAAAGCAGCUGAAAGAGACAAUAACAGCCAGUUAGGCCAUUCUGAUCCACCACACAUAGAAGUAGAUCCUCCUAGCUCCCAGACCAUGCAUAAAAGAAUUGAGACUCCCAUCACAACUCCACUGAUAGUGGAUCCCUUUGAGGCAUUUCCACAGGCUCACAUUAAACUGAUUGAAAACUCAACCGAUGCUGUUGUUAAGCUUAAGAAAUCUUCAACCAGCAAAUCCCACAAAAAGUCUGCCUCAUCCAAAAGACCGGUUUCAGGCAGUUCCAGGCAGUCUUCUGCUGGCAAGAAAAGACCAAAUAAGGGUAAAGACCAAAAAGCUGACAAUGAUUCAAGACCUAAAAGCUCAAAAAGAAAUGGUAAACAUAAACAGACCAAAGUAAAUGAAGAACUGGAUGAACUGUAUGAUCUAGCUGAAUCAGAGAAUGCUGUCUUAGUAUCUGGAAUUGGCUGGCAACUCUCAACAUCUUUUAUCAAGCCACCUCAAAGAGGAUCACCUGAGCAGUCCCUUCAAAAAGACUUGGACUCAUCUAAUAAUCAUUUAUUACAAUCAACUUUGGCAGAAAGCAAAAAUUAUUUACAAGCCUUCAAGGAAAAGAUCUCAGAGAACUCUCCAAGAUUUUUGGAAAUGAAGCAGCAGCCCUCUCCUACUGAAUCUAAGUUGCCCACUGUUGAAGAUGAUGGCUAUCCUCCAAUGAACCUUGAUAUGACUCAGAACUAUGGCCACAAGAUUUUGAUGGAAAAUUUUGGAGAUCCCUUCUAUGCUGAAAGCCUUUCUCCAGGAGAAGAGAAUGCAUUGGGAAAGCUGAGUCCCAUUACAGAGUUGUCUCUUUCACAGACAGUAGAUAAUAUCUUGGAGGAUUUCACUGCGGCUAGAAAUGAUCAGAGCAAAGAUGAACAGAUACAUGUUCAUGCCGAUGCAAGGCAGCCCCAGAAGGACAGCUCCAUUGAACAUGGUGAUCAACCAAAGCAACACUGUAGUGAGGAAGACAAUUUAGAUGAAGUCAUAGAAGAAAUUCUCUCCUCCACAACUUCAUCUUUGUCUUCCACACUCAGAAGCAUUUCAUCUCACAUUAAACCAAAACCAUUCUCAGGCUCACACACCCUGACCUAUGGUGACCAUAAGCUAUUGGGUCAGAUGUCCAGCUUAUUACGUGACUCUCCAUUUCAUGCGCAAAGGCUAUCUUCAACCAUCAACAUAUCAGCAAGCGAAAAAAUAAAUAAGGGCUCAAACCCCAGCAAUGUUUGUAGUUCUGGAGAGAAUCUAGCCACCAGUAAAUCUAAUCAAACCAUAGAUAAUCAAGAGAAUAUUCAACUUGAUCCAAAGCAAUUUGAAACCCCAAAGAUCCCAAAUAUUACAGAAACAGUUGGCAAUGCUAUCCCAUUGUCAUCCAAACCUCCUCUAUCCCUGAAGAAAUCAAUCGAUGAUGAAACAGCUAGUUAUGUGACUCCAUUGAGAAGAUCAUCGUCCACAAAAUUCCAACGUAGACGAGACCAGAAUUUAAACGAAGAGGAAGCCAAACAGCUGGCCAAGGUCAUUAACAGUUUUAAACAGAUGGAGCUUACCACUGGCUCUGGACGACAAGACUCUCGCAACACAUCCAUUAAAAGUCCAAUCAGAAAAAGUGGUAGCCACCUAGCUGUCAAUGAGGCAAGCUCCAACUCCAGGCCGAGUUCCAUGAAUGCCUCUUUUAAAAUGAAGGGAAAAUUUAUUGAGCUGAAAGAGAGUCAGGUUGAAAAUCGGAAACCAGAGGCAGAAACUAAAAAUUUGACUGGCUUGAGUAACACAGAUGAUGAAAACAAUCCACACAAUGAACAGCUCUCUAAUGUUAAAGUAAAGAUAGUUACAGAAGCAACGGACGAUGUAAAUACUUUAAAUAAACAAAACAGAAAUGAAAUCAGACGAGAAAGUUUAACUGGCUGUGAAACCAUGUCAGACACCAUCAAGGGAGUUGAUGAUACUAUUCAGUGGAAAAAAGGAAACAUUUUAGGGCGUGGAGCUUUUGGAACUGUCUGGUGUGGACUGACCAAUGAAGGUCAACUGAUAGCAGUGAAACAGAUAGAGCUGACCACUAUAGACACGUCAAAGGCCCACCAUGAAUAUGAAAAAGUUCAGGAAGAGGUGGAGCUUCUUAAGACUCUGGAGCACACUAAUAUAGUUGGUUACCUUGGUACUAGCUUGGAGGACAACAUUGUCAGCAUCUUCAUGCAGUUUAUACCUGGAGGCUCCCUGGCCAGUAUCCUAGCUAGGUUUGGUGCAUUGGAAGAGUCUGUCUUCAGACGCUACACUAAGCAGAUCUUGGAAGGUGUCAAAUAUUUACAUGACAAUGAUGUUAUACACAGAGAUCUCAAAGGAGCUAAUGUCAUGCUGAUGCCCAAUGGUGUGAUUAAACUAAUAGACUUCGGCUGUGCCAAGAGAAUGUGCAUCAAUCUCAGCAUUAGUCAGGUAGAGAUUUUAAAGUCAAUGAAAGGGACACCAUUCUGGAUGGCUCCAGAGGUGGUCAAUGAGACCGGACAUGGCAAGAAGUCUGACAUAUGGAGUAUUGGCUGCACUGUGUUUGAAAUGGCUACAAGAAAUCCUCCAUGGUCUGAUAUGAAUCCUAUGGCAGCCAUAUUUGCCAUUGGCUCUGCGACUAGACCAGUGCCGACAUUGGAUGAGAAGUUUUCACCAGAAGCCAGAAAUUUUGUCCUCCAGUGUAUGACAAGAGAUCAAGAGAUCAGGCCAGAUGCUGCUAGUCUUUUACAACAUCCAUUUAUAACAAAGAAAUUUAUUAGGAAAGAAUAAUACAUUAAUGUCUGGGGUUUUUAUUCUUCAAUGCACAGUUUUGGGGCAUUAACAUAUAUCCAUUUAAGUUAAUAAAGAUUGUCAUAAGUUGCACACAGUUUUAAACUGCCAUCCAGCUCUUUAAAAUUAAUGUAUCAUUUACUAUGUUAGUUGAAAGGUCUGUUAAGCUAAUUAUAUAUAUAUAUAUAUAUAUAUACUUACUUUUCAUCAAAAUGUAUCUCUUUAAACCAUGAGUUACAGUUAUGUUUUAAGUAUUGGUUAUUUGAAUAGCAAAAUAGCAUAUGGUUACAUUAAAGAAAGUUAUAGGUCAACAGGUGUGAUGGGAAUGCCUAUCUUCACAUACCAUGCAGAAUAGGAAAUUCAAGGGCCCACUUUCAAAGAUUAUGGCCUAUUCGGAUUUUAGCAAGCAUGGAAGACACCUGCAAUGAUCUCAAGGAGAUUAAAGAUGGCUAAGCAUCAGAGACUAAGACUACUAUUAGGAGUCACAGAUGUUAUGUCAAUUAGCCCACUUAAUAAAGUUGUGACAAAACAUUUCUUAAGGGUUGUUGGAUAUGUUCUUAGACAAAAUGAAGCAGGAUUCAGAAAGAUAAUAAUAACACCUAGUCUAAAAUGAUUAAACAGGGCCAUCCUUGUAAAACGGCAUUGCACCUUUAUGAAAGACAAAAGCAUUGGGCAUCCUUCAUAGCAUCUUGCUCUUGGAGUGCUUUCUGACAAAUUUGCUUGUAAAUUAUGUCAUUAAAAAAAGGUUUCAUAAUUCUCUGUCAUCCCUCAAUAUCAGACUAGUUUUCUAGAAUGUGAACUCAUGUACUUUUAAAACCACUAUUCUGCUGUUAAUUGAUUGAUGGCUUCUUUAUAAGAAGUAUUGGAUGACUCUAUGAAGAGAAUCUAUUGUUGUUUUUCUGGUGUGAAUGAACAUUAUAACAUAGUUAUAAACCUAACAUCUUAACUUGCUCUAUUUCCACUAUGUCAAAACAGCCAAACCUGUAAAACUGAUAAAAAGUCAGUUGUUCAGAAUUUUACAAGAUGUUAACAACAUUCAUAAAAUGUAUUGAUAUAAUGACAUUACAUUAAUAGAUUGAUAUUAACUUGAUACAUUGAUCUGAUAGACUGAAUUUAACAAGAGGUAUUCAAAAAUGGUCUUGAUAAAUUGUUAUUGACUUGAUACAUUCACAUUGACUUGAUACAUUGUCUUUGACUUGAUACAUUGUCAUUGACUCGAUAGAAUAAAAUUGUAGCAGUUAGAUCACAAAUUGUCUUUAAUUCUAAACAAAUGUGUCAACAGUGCCUUUAUCAAUCUGUUCAUUCUGUGAUUGUAAAAUAUCUUUCAAUUUGUCAUGUCCUAAAUAUAGUGUCACUAUGCAGGAUUUGUUGCAAUUUUUAAAUUAAGAUGGUCUCUGCAAUAUAUAAAUGUAUUGCUGGACAUUUAAUUUAUUAACUACUUUGCUUUUUUAUCUAUGGAUAAAAGUUAUGUUUAUGCUACCUAUCCAACUUCAACUGUGUUAGUAUUAGCCACUGUAUACAUUUUUACAGAUAUUUAUUCACUUAAAAUCAAUGCAGUUACUAUUGUUGAUUCUUGCUUUUUGAUAGACAUUUUAUAACAAACUGCUGAUUUGUAGUGUGAUAUUUUUUAAUUGAAUUUUUAUUGUAUAGUCACCUAACUUUGUUGAAUUGGUUGAAAAAAAUGUUCUUGCAAAUAUUUGUGUUUAUGUCGUCAAAUGAAUUUAUUUUAUUAAUAUAUUUUUGUUUUGCCAUUGUUUUUAAGGUAGAGAGGUUAUGUCAUUGAACAGUUACAUUAGGUGUUAUAAAAAGUAUCCAGCUGAAUAUAGAUAUUAGCAUUUUAUUUACUGUCUACAAUUUAUCAUUGUACUGCUCACAAAUUGUUUGACAAUGCUUACCUUAAUGUCAAAGUUCCUUUUUUUUAAGGAAUUGGCGGAGGUAAGAGUAAUUAUACAUUAAUUACAAGCCUUUUCAUUUACUUUAAAACGAAAGUAAAUCUACUUUGUCUGUUCACUAUUUUUCAGCACCAUGUUGCUAUACUUUGUAAUUUUCAAGAUAGCUAAUCCACACUUUUUCAACCAUUUUUGUUUGUAAGUUUUAUAAUCAGUUAAAGCUAGAGGAUAUUUUAUAAUAUGGACCUGAUUUUGUUAGAAAGACGUCAGAUUGUGUUGGCAUACAGAGAAGUCAGUUUGAUGGCAAACCUCCUGAUGAUCUAGACUCCAGACCAGUGUUUCCCAAACUGUGUUCCACUGCACCCUAGUGUUCCACGAGGCCUGAAUAGGUGUUCCAUGAACUUCUUCAAUAAUUAACUAGUAGACCACCCUAAAAAUUAAUCUCUGAAGUAAAUGAAGGAAAAAAAGAUUUUUUAUUAGUUCUUCUUCAUAACAAAAUAAAUUCUAUAACAUCUCUUUAAACUUUGAACUGAUCAUGAUCCUGAAUCUAAUUUGAAACAAUGAUACAAUAAAAGAUCAACCAUUAAAUGAUAUCUGGUUGAGUUUUUUUGAAGAGCACCACAAUAUUUAAACAAGCUAUUGUUUUUAUUACUUCAGUUUCAUACAAUCUAUUUAUGCGAAGAAAGAUUUUCUUAUUAUGUUACAACAAAGUCAAAGUACAGAAAGAGGCUUAGAUGAAUUCUCAAGUAUAGAAUAUGAAGAAUGGUACAAAGUAAAGCUUUAAAAAGAGGCCAGUAAACUUUGGGUCUGUCUCCUCAGAUUAGUUUAGUCUAAGCACAAGAAGCCUAGUUGACUAAACUCAGACUCAGAACACCCUUAUAGUGCACAGGAAGCUGUCUAGUUGUUACAGAUUUUACUUUUAGUUGUUGUAAUGAAAUCAUACAAAAACAAAUGCAUAAUUUUUUUAUUUAAAAAAAAAAAAAACUACUUUGCUAAACACUUAAGUCUCAUGAAAUGUUUUGUUUGUUAACACAAUUUGGUUGUAAAGAUUUCAGGGUAAAUGUAUCGUAUAGAUUUUAAUACUUGACUUUGACAAUCAUUUAUUACUUUUGUAUCCAUUUUGUUGUAAAAUCAAUUAAAAUGUCUCAUUCAUUGCUGGAUUGUUUUGUUUUAGCAAAUAAUUAUUUUGUUUUGGUAUUUAUAUAUGUUAGUGAUGAUUGUGUUAACACAGUGUAGACAACAAUGAAUAGCCAUACUUGUAAUAUUCAGAAAUACAUUAGCAAAGAACUAGCUCUUUUUUUAAAUGUAUUCUUGUAACAUUUAUUAAAUCUCUUUUAAAAUUGCUAGCAUUUUAAAAUAAUGCAUUACUUUGCGAUUUAGUUUCAAUUUUCAAAGAAUACAGUUUAGUUUAAAAUGUUUGUAGUAACUUCUAGGAAGUGAAAUGAGAUGUAUUACUUGAGUGAAUGGCAUUUCCUUAAAGAGUUGUCUCCCAUUAAAUCUAUGUCUCCCUAGAUAGCCUUGGCUUCCACAUAUAUAAUGAACAUAUGACCCAAUGCACCAAAACAUUACCUAAGCAUUAUUUAGAUAUUUUGAAAUGCUGUAAUCAUAUUAAGCCAUUUAAAAGAAAAAAAUCUGAUAACAAAAUUGUAUCAAAUUUUUUAUUUAUUCAAAUAAACAGUAUUUUGUUUUCAAUCAUUCAUUUGAGAUAUUAUAAAGAAAAUGUUAAAUAACAUCUUUAAUUAAAUUUAUUUUGGCACUUUAAAAAAAAAAAAAAAAAAAGUUUUUUUGACUUUUGGUAAUUUUUUGGUCACAGAGAGUCACAGCAGCAGACUGAAUUAAAUGACCUUAAACUUCCUUUUAAUAUUUCUUGCCACAUUGCCAGAUUUUUUGCUUUUAUCUGAUAACAAAACUCUUACUGCUGAAUGUACAUUAAAAUAUAUUUUAAAACCUUUUUCAUAAAGUGACUAAUUGACUUUUUAUUAUUUUAACAAAUAGAUAACUUGCAAAAAGUUAACCUGCUACAGAUGCAGUAAAAAGAAAAAAGCAGCUUUUAACAUAAAUUGAUGUAGCUAUAAGAAUGUAGCCUGAUCUCUAUGUGUUUUCCACUAUGUUGCUAUACAUUUGUUAGUAGAAAUGGUUGAUUUUGAUGGGAAGUAGAUCCCUCAAGAAUGAGAAAUUGUUCCAAAGGCUCAGAUUUAUUACAUUCUAGUUAUUAUUGAUAUUUCUGGAAAACUGCUGAAAUAUUAAUGCCAUGAGACCAAUGUAUGAUUAGACGCCAUGUUGCUUAUGUAUAAAUAUAAAUGUUAGUUGAUCAUAUGACUUGUGUAUAAAUACAAAUGUAGUUGAUCAUGUGACUUGUGUAUAAAUAUAAAUGUUAGUUGAUCAUGUAACUUGUGUAUAAAUACAAAUGUCGUUGAUCAUGUGACUUGUGUAUAAAUAUAAAUGUUAGUUGAUCAUGUGACUUGUGUAUAAAUGUAAAUGUUAGUAUGUCACAAGACUAAUGUAUAAAUAUUAAUGUUAGUUUUUCAUGAGACUUACAUAUAAAUAUGAAUUUUAGUUUGUUGUAAUUCCUGAAGACGUUUUUUAUUACCUUGCGUAUAUUAACUCACUUUAUCUGUCUGUCUGGUCAAAAUCUUUCUCUCUUCCAAGUUCCCAUUGUUGGAUCAAUUUGAAACUUUACACAAUUAUUCUUUGUCAAUAGACAAUAAAUUAAUUAAUCAAAAAAUUAACUACUUAGUUAAUCAUUUGUUUAUUAAUUAAUAUAGAUUUACAUGGAAAGAGGAGAGAAUUAGGUCAUUUGAUAAAAAUAUCAAACUAACAAUGACUGAUAAAGACCUUCAAUUUUUAUAAGUACUUAAAUAGCUCAGUGGCAAAACACGUUGACCUCCCAUCAUGGAGACUCUAGUUCAAAUUCUGACUCUUUUGAAAGUAUAGCACGGAAACUUUUUGCCAGAUGAUUGAUGACAUGAUUGAUUCUAAAUAAUUGAUGCAAUUUCACUUAUAUGCAAGGUUUUAAAAAGUAUUUUUAUAUUUAACUUGUUUUAGAAGUGUUGACAAGGUACCAAUUUUAAAAAAAUGCCAUUAAAAAAGUAGGUAAUCUCAUUAAACAUACAUAUAGAUGUAGCUGAACUCCAGAAUUAUAUGUCUUACGUCGUAUGAAUAGUAUCUCAUAAGAAGCAAAUAAAAGGUGGAUAUGCUUAUGCAUAUUCUCUCCAUAUUUUGUGUAUACUACCCUUCUGUAUUGCUAGAACAAUCUCCAGCUCAGUAUUAUAGGGAUCCAGUAGUGUCAGAUAUUGCAUUAUUAUGUUGAUAUUUAUUAAUUCUGCUAAUACCCUGUCUUGUAUAUUUUAUAGAUAUGUGUAUGAAGAAAGAUUUUGCAAAAUAUUUUUUCUAUGUUUGAAACUGAAAUAAAAUCUACAAUUUCAAUGCAUGUUUGCCUUAUGUAAGCUAAUAUUAUUUGACAGUAAUUAAAUUUUUUUUUAAUUAUAA
Messenger RNA from Biomphalaria glabrata, 11776 nucleotides. RefSeq names its product probable serine/threonine-protein kinase DDB_G0282963. Gene Ontology annotation, biological process: protein phosphorylation. Gene Ontology annotation, molecular function: protein binding; ATP binding; protein kinase activity. NCBI's taxonomy places the organism in Eukaryota, Metazoa, Mollusca, Gastropoda, Planorbidae. Bases 315 to 6398 code for a protein of 2027 amino acids. The record is from RefSeq and is a predicted model, not a curated record. The transcript has 25 exons.